AUGGUUUGGUGGUGGGACCAGUUAGACUACAAACUGGGUCUAUUAAAGGUAUAUCGUGAAACUAUAUACGUAGCACCAAUUGCAAAAGAUAUGCUACUAGGUUUUGAUUUGUUGCAUAGUAAAGCAGUUCUUGACAUGAGAAGAGGCAUAAUUAACUUUGACGGAGAAGAUUUGAAUCAGAAUGUUGACAAGGCUAGUGGCGAACCGCUCGUAGCGAGGGUCACUUUAUGUAAAAGGAAUGUUGUGCCGCCAAAUUCAGUGAUGCAAGUCAAAUGCCACGUGAAUCGUGCAAUGUCAGUGUUCAUGAUAGAGCCAGAUGAAGUACCGGGCCACCUGGAAGAAGUAUAUGCCAAGUCAACGACACACCUGGAUGAUGAACAGAAAAGCGAGCUUCGUAAGCUAUCGGUUGAUUAUCAAGAUGUUUUUGCAACAAGUGAAUUCGACCUUGGGAACUUCACUGAGAUACAGCACAGCAUAGACACUGGAACUGCCAAACCGAUAAAGCAGCGAAUGCGUCGUACGCCUGCAUGCUUUGUGGCGGAAGAAGAGGCACAUUUGAAGAUGCUUGAGGCUGGGGUGAUUCAGGAAUCAACAUCUGAAUGGGCUUCAGCGCCAGUGUUAAUAAGAAAAAAGGACGGAACUGUUCGCUGGUGA
This is a messenger RNA of Mercenaria mercenaria, 654 nucleotides long. RefSeq lists its product as uncharacterized. The record is from RefSeq and is a predicted model, not a curated record. Bases 1 to 654 code for a protein of 217 amino acids. Lineage: Eukaryota; Metazoa; Mollusca; Bivalvia; Venerida; Veneridae. The transcript has 2 exons.